Messenger RNA from Arctia plantaginis, 1971 nucleotides. Lineage: Eukaryota; Metazoa; Arthropoda; Insecta; Lepidoptera; Erebidae. The record is from the annotation of a GenBank genome assembly.
AUGAGUGAGGAGGUGCAGAAUGACGGGAGUACGAAGCCCGCGCCGUUGGAACGUGAAUCCGCCACCCCCGUCGCCGCCGCGCCACCAGUGCACCCAGCACCCGCGCCGCCCGACCAUCAUGACGCCUCCACUAAUGUGUCACAAACAAGCAUCACCCAGAUGACAGCAAGCUCAGUCCCGGUUGGCGAAAGCUCCAAAUGGUGUUGUGAAGUUUGCACGUACGAGAACUUCCCACUCUCUCGAAGGUGCACAAUGUGUCGCAGCCCCAAGCCGGUGGUCAACGAGGACAUAUUUAAGCUCCAGGACGGCGCCAGCGCGCUGCCCACGCCUGAAGUUUGUGGUGCUGAGGCAGUCACAGAGAGGCUGAAGCCUCUAAGAAUAUCCUCGCCACAAGGCGCCAGUGCGUCCUCUGUUGCUAAGUGGCCUUGUCCUACGUGUACAUACGACAACUGGCCCAAGUCUAUGAAGUGUGCGAUGUGUGGGAGCAGUAAUCCCGGUCCGAACCCCUCCCCGACUCCCACGCACAAAAAUACACUCGGUAUAAACGACAUCUGCAACAGCCAGGCGGCGUCGAUCCACGAGCUGGAGGCGGCGGGGCGCCGCUCCAAGCGCCGCGCCACCAACACCAACACGGACUGGCUCUGGCUGCAGGCGUGCCUCGGCGUGGUGGAGGGCGAGGCGCGCUGCGUGGAGGCGUACCUGGCGAGCGGCGGCGACACGGCGCGCGCGCUCACCCCUCCCGAGGUGGCGCUGCUCAACCGCGCCUCCGCCUUCGACGCGGGCCACACGCUCGUGCACCUCGCCAUCAGGUUUCAACGUCAAGAUAUUUUAUCAACACUGCUAUCUAGGAUAUCAGGGGGUGGGCCCGGUCUCAAGCGGUCUCCCUCCUACAUAGCUCCUGACCUGGCUUCGGGUAUAAGACGUCACAUAGCUUCGUGUAUCCGAUAUAAAAAGGGAAGCUUCCCGUGUCGGUAUAUCAACGAGUUCUGCACAUUCUACUUGCCCGCCGAGAUAGAGGAGUUGCCAGCCCCUAUCCAGGAGCAGCUGUUCUCAGAGCUGCUGGACCGAGACGCGCAGCAGACACUUGAGGCAGACCCCCCUCUCAUUAACUGGAGCCUCGAGCUCACCGUGCGAUUAGGGUCGCGACUAUACGCGCUGUGGAAUCGUUCAGCAGGAGACUGUCUGCCGGACGCGGUGUGCCAGGCCGCGUACGGCGUGUUCGACCGCCACAACACGCUGCGCACGGCGCUGGCCGAGUCGCUGCAGCACGCGCAGCGCAGCUUCUACGCGCGCUGGGCCACGUGGGAGCGCGCGCAGGCGGCGCGGCUGCAGUACGCGCCCGAGGACGCGCAGCUGCGCGCCGAGUGGACGCGCCUGGCGGCGGCGGCGGCCCGGCCCGGCGCGGCGCUGCAGCAGCUGCACGUGUGGGCGCUGGCGCACGUGCUGCGCCGCCCGCUCGUCGUGUACGGCGAGGACGUGGUCAACUCCUUCCGCGGCGACGCGCUGGGCUACGCGCGCUUCCGCGGCCUGUACCUGCCGCUGCUGUGCGACGCCGACUCGUGCUGCAAGUCGCCGCUGGCGCUGGCCUACACGCGCGGACACUUCUCGGCGCUCGUGGCGCUGGACCCCGCGCCGCCCUACAUCCGCCCGGCCGACGCGCCGCCCGCCACGGCCUUCCUGCCGCUCACCGACUGCGACGGCAAGCUGAUGCCCGUGCACUUCCUCACCUGCGACGAGAUGUCGGACCCGGAGGCGGUGGUGCGGCGCUGGGUGUCGGCGUGCGUGACGGGCGGCGGCGUGCUCGCCGCGCGCCAGGCGCUGCACGCGCGCCCGCUGCUGCAGGCGCAGAUGCUGGAGGAGUGGCUCAACCACUACCGCCGCCUCGCGCAACAGACCCGCGGGCCGUUCCCGCCGCGGCUGCAGGCGGCCAGCGCCGAGUUCUCCAGCGACGCCGACACCGACGAGGAGUAG